Messenger RNA from Symbiodinium necroappetens, 2330 nucleotides. Lineage: Eukaryota; Dinophyceae; Suessiales; Symbiodiniaceae. The record is from the annotation of a GenBank genome assembly.
GAAACGGCUUGCUGCUGGUAGAUGGAGCAUCGGCUUCGAUGGUGAGAUGCCAGGUCAAGAGCAACCGCCAAGGUGGUGUUUUCCUCGCAGACAAUGCCUCCUUGCUGGCCGAAUCGUCUGACAUCAGUCGUAACGGGCACUUUGGCGUGGUUGCAGGCAGCAGGCUUCUCGUUUCUAUCAUCAUCGAGCAGCUGUUGCGGCAAAUGGAGGUGGAGGACAUCGUAAACAUUCAUGCAGACAGUGACGACUAUGUCACCGAAGUGGUGGACGUCACGGGUGGCAGUGAUGAGGAGGACUUGGUGGAGGUGAAAGCGGGCGAGCCUCCCCGAUAUUUUCAUGGUUACAGAAGGGGUCGCGAACUUGGCAGAGGCGCCUCUGGCCAAGUUUUUGUGUGCCACAAGAAGGGUACAGAAGGAGGCUUUGCCGCGGGCUUUGCCGUCAAAGCAGUGGACCUGCGAAGGCUUCAUCUCCAGCCUAAUGCAGAGCGCGAGGAGAAGAAGCUGAGCCGAGAAGUUGAGAUUCUGAAGCGUCUUCCACCGCACCCAAACAUUGUUCAGCUGGUGGAUACCUUCGAAGAAGGUGAGUGGUUUCUCUUGGUCCUAGAGCUGGUCGGUGGUGGGGACUUGUACACUGUUCUGACGAACAGGGAGCCACCCAGACUGCACGAGCGUGAGGCUGCUUUUGUCUUGGCGCAGCUGGCAGGUGGGCUUGCAUUCUUGCAUGGACAGGGUGUCAUCCACCGGGACAUGAAGCUCGAGAACGUUCUAGUGCAUGGGGAGCGCCGUGAACGUCCGCUGAUUCUCUACACUGUGAAGAUUACAGACUUUGGCCUUUCCAAGGCAAUAGGAGCUGGCUUCAGCGAAGCUCGAUCCACGGUUGGCACACGGCCGUACACAGCUCCUGAGGUUCUCAGGGAGGAUUCGCACGACUUCAGUUCCGACCUUUGGUGCUUGGGUGUACUGCUUUUUGUCCUGCUAGCGGGGCAUUUCCCCUUUUCAAAGAUUCCUUUUAAGCAAGAAGAAUUACAGAUGAUAGUUGGCAAGCUGAAGAUCAGUGACACCUCAAAGUCCGUGGUGCUUGGACUUCUGCAGCUGGAGCCACGUCAGCGAACGGACCUGGCAACUUUGAGUCGCCACGAAUGGCUAUGUUACGAAGUGGAGUCUCCGGAUGAAGCCGAGAAGUCGGACAAACCCAAGCGGACUCGAUCUGUAAGCGCCUCACCCUCCAUGCGGCCGAUUGCACCCCAGCCGUCUCUCACAGGACAGGUCGGCCAGGUGGCGAGCGUGCCCGCCAAGAAACCCACGGAGUCACCUGCAGAGACAGUUCCCAAUGAAUCGAGCGUGGGCCACACAGCGAAGGCUGAACCUGGAGCUGUUGUGCCAGAGCCACCACCGCCCACAGAGCAGGGUCCGGUGAGUCCAGUCAUAGUUCCUCCGCGCGUUGAUGUGCCACAGAACCUCCAGAUUGUCCCAAAGCGAUCCAUCUCGAUGAUAACGACAGGCGAAGUCUCACCACCGAGCUCUGACCCAGCAGUGAUGCAGCUGCAUUUGGUGGUGCCUGACCGGCUUGCGGGCACGAUUAUGGGCAAGAGCGGCCCGCAGCUGAAGCAGAUCUCCUCGACCCUCGGGUGUCAGGUACGUAUGAUUUCCCGGAAGACGGUGGGACAGCACCGCAUCAUUGGACAUCACCGCAUCGUGAUAUUCGGCACCUAUAACCAGUGUGUAAUUGUGCAAGAGUUGGUGCACGGGCGUUUGAUGGACGCACUGCGCGCAGAGGGCAAAGAGCCCACAACGGAGACUGCUGUUGUUCUUUUCGUUCGCGCAGAAGCUGCAGGAAUGGUCAUUGGUAAGCAGGGCUGGGUACUCAAGCAAAUCCGCAAGCAAUCCAAUGCAAAGAUCCAGCUGCUGCGAGAGGAAGUCCGAGGCCAACGUCCCUGCAUUAUUGAGGGCGAGCUGCAAAGCAUCAUCCGCGCCGAGAAGCAUGUCUUUGACUUGGUAGCUGCAGUUCAGGUGGUACCUCCCAAUGCCCCCGCACCAACCAUGGAAACGGGUCAAAGUCCGCGCUGGACUACCUCUGGCCCAUACUUGCCACGAACUCGCAUCAGUGCAGAACCUCUUACUGGCAAAGUGGUGUUCUGGAAGGGUCAGGUGGGCUGGAUAGAGCCCGAGCAUGCAGUCAAUCAUCCAAAGGCGUAUGCCCACAAAGGGCAGCUUUAUGUACAUUCACAAGAUGUGUUGAACGGGGAAGCGCUGUCCUCGGGCACACAAGUGCGGUUCCACCUCUAUGAGGAUAGAGCAGGUCUAGGGGCCGAGCAAUGCUAUGCUUUCUGA